UCUUGCAAUCCUUUGUGAAUCUUGUCUCGAUCUUUAUCUUGAAAUGACUUAUUUUUGGACGUAUCCGUAGAGACGAUCUUCAGAAAAAAUCCUUUAAAGCGGAGAGUUAAAAGUUUUGAGUUCCAAGUAUGCCUCUAUAUAUAAUGCCGGUACAGGUUUUGGGCGGUACCUUCUCACAUAUAUUGAACAGCGCUACAAGGAUUGGUGCUUUUACUUAAACAACUUUUCAAAUGCCAUAAAUAGUCGACACGCUGCGAUACCCUAUACCAGUUAAAUUCAGUAUUUUAUACCAAGUGGCACUGAGAUCAGCUCCUAAAAUGUAAGAGAUAAUAAUUACUAGUUUUGUGGAUCACACAAUAGAAGAGUUUGCCGUAAUUCCCAUGUUGAAACCAUGAGUGACCUACGGGAUUGGGAAGAUCGUGCUCGUGAAGAACUUAACGACAUCCCUGAGUUACGAGAGGCUCGCCUCAAUGAGUUUCGUCGAGCUAUGCUCAAGCUUGAGACUGAAGAUUUCAAACCUUCGCAGGAUGACGGGCUUUUGAUGUUAUUUUUGCGCUCAAGAAAGUUUGACCUUGAGCGAGCUUUGAAGACAUUUAAAGCAUGGGCUGUUAUGCGAACGGUUGAUCCUGACGUAUUUUUUCCUUUGGGCAAAGGACCUAUGGACUAUCGUCACGUCAUCGAUUUACCCAUAUUUACAGUGAUGCCCCGAGUAAAUCAUGACCGUACGACAGUCAUCGUAACCACAUACAAGCACUAUAACCCGAGCAAGUUUAAUUUCCUUGACAUCUUCACGUUGGGAUCGAUGCUAUGCGCUUACUUACUUCGAGAUCCCUAUAUCCAAACGUAUGGUGUGCGCUGUGUAAUCGACUACCGUGGACUACAUACGACGUGUCUCAAAGCAAUACCAUAUAAGUAUAUAAAGGCAUGUAUUUCACUACUAUGCCCAUCUCUUAUAUUCGGCUCUGAUAGAAUUUUUAUAUGCAUAUAGUUGAUUUGAGAGCAACUGAAGCAAAGAGCAGACGUUUCCCUAGUAUUUUCCUAGCAUAUUACAAUAAUGCAACUUAUUGCUGAGUUUGUUUCAGGUCCUAUAGUUUUUUUUUUUUUUUUUUUUAGAAAAAAGUUCGGGGUCCUCUUUUUUUGGAUAGACGCCUUGAUUUUUAGCCAAAGUUAUUAUUGUAUUUUUCUUUCAAAGUUGAUAAGAUUUCAGGUUCUUAUUUUUUCUGCAUUUUCUCUAUCUAUUAUUUGACAAGUUGUAUCUCAGAAAUAGUAGCCUUGCUUUUAUAGCCUCGCUUAGCGAGAGAAUACAAUUAGUAUACUUUUUAUCGAUAAUUAUUUUUCUUUGGCAAAAACGUUAGUUCAACGUGUUUUGAAAUGUUAUACUUUUAGGGCAAGUGAAAAUUACUGCGGCAUUAUUUCUAAAGCUGUACGAAAUUAAACACAUACUAAAUAUAGGAAAAACACGUAUAGAUUCUUCUAGAUUCCUGUCAAAUGCGUGAAAAGGGACAAGAUGAUUGCUUGUAGUAGAAG
Messenger RNA from Varroa destructor (honeybee mite), 1527 nucleotides. RefSeq names its product alpha-tocopherol transfer protein-like. Gene Ontology annotation, molecular function: phosphatidylinositol bisphosphate binding. Gene Ontology annotation, cellular component: membrane. The record is from RefSeq and is a predicted model, not a curated record. NCBI's taxonomy places the organism in Eukaryota, Metazoa, Arthropoda, Arachnida, Mesostigmata, Varroidae.